AUGGAUCCUCCUGCGGGGCUUUGUGCGCGCUCUCUCGGAACCCCGGCAGCCGCCCCGCACAGCGCCCGGGCCCCCGAGGGCGCGCAUUUCCGGGCCGCGCACCACCCAGCUCGCCUCGGCCGCUGCCGCCCGGGCACAGUCCAGCCGCCCCGCCUGCUGCUGGCCAUCCGGCCCUGUUCGCCCGCCGAGAUGCCGGUCGAUUUCACCGGCUACUGGAAGAUGCUGAGCAACGACAAUUUCGAGGAGUAUCUGCGCGCGCUUGAUGUGAAUGUGGCCUUGCGCAAGAUCGCCACCUUGCUCAAGCCAGACAAAGAGAUCGUGCAGGAGGGCGACCAUAUGAUCAUCCGCACCCUGAGCACUUUCAGGAACUACAUCAUGGACUUCCAGGUCGGGAAGGAGUUCGAAGAGGAUCUGACGGGCAUAGAUGACCGCAAGUGCAUGACCACGGUGAGCUGGGACGGCGACAAGCUCGAGUGCGUGCAGAAGGGCGAGAAGGAGGGCCGCGGCUGGACCCAGUGGAUCGAAGGCGAUGAGCUGCACUUGGAGAUGCGAGUGCAAGGUGUGGUCUGCAAGCAAGUGUUCAAGAAGGUGCAGUGA
Messenger RNA from Elephantulus edwardii (Cape elephant shrew), 597 nucleotides. It is a transcript of the gene RBP1, whose product is annotated as retinol binding protein 1, cellular. Gene Ontology annotation, molecular function: fatty acid binding. The record is from RefSeq and is a predicted model, not a curated record. NCBI's taxonomy places the organism in Eukaryota, Metazoa, Chordata, Mammalia, Macroscelidea, Macroscelididae. Gene Ontology annotation, biological process: fatty acid transport; retinoic acid biosynthetic process; vitamin A metabolic process. Gene Ontology annotation, cellular component: nucleus; cytosol.